This is a messenger RNA of Salvia miltiorrhiza (redroot sage), 771 nucleotides long. RefSeq lists its product as uncharacterized. Lineage: Eukaryota; Viridiplantae; Streptophyta; Magnoliopsida; Lamiales; Lamiaceae. The coding region runs from base 1 to 771 and encodes 256 amino acids. The transcript has 2 exons. The record is from RefSeq and is a predicted model, not a curated record.
AUGUCAGAACAAGAAACUUCAGACACAGAAAAAACUAGCCACACCCCACCAAAUUUCCCGAUGGAAUUUGCUGCACAAUUUGCAGAAUUCCUCAAACAAAGCCUCAGAAUUCCAGAUUCAUCGGCCCAUAAACCACCAAACCACGACCAACUUGAAUCUUUUGGAGAGAUUUCCAUCAAGGCGAAACUCAAUGGGGAGAAUUACCCAUUAUGGGUUAACCUCAUGAAACGGGCAAUUGCGGGAAAAGGUUUGACAUCUCACAUUAAUGGAGUUUCAAAACCACCCGCAAUUGGCGAUCCCAGCUACACGAGAUGGGAGCAACGGGAUAACUGCGUUUUCAAUUGGGUGAUCAACAAUAUCGAAACCGGACUUGUGAAUGAGGUAUCACAGUACGCAAUCGCCUCUGAUCUAUGGGAAGGAUUGGCGAUCACUUAUGGAAGUGGAUCUGAUCCAUUCCAAAUCUAUGAUCUGCACCGACAAGCCAUGACAAUCAAACAAGAAUCUAUGACACUAGAAGGGUUGUGGAUCAAAAUGCAGGACUUAUGGAUCUCGAUUGAUACCAGAGAUCCGAGUCCGACAGACAUAGAGGGAUAUCAGAAGAGGGAGGAGCGCCAUCGCCUCUAUCAAUUUCUAAGUGCAUUGGAUGACAAAUAUGCUAAUAUCAAGAGGGAGAUUAUGGACAAGGAUCCAUUACCAACUGUUCGAAGAGCCUACGGACUGGAAAGGGGAAAUCGACAAGAGCAAACUCGUUUGCACACACUGUGGAGGUAA